AUGUGUGCCUCAGUGAUGAACACCUCUGCUGCUGUCCUCUCUCUCUGGCUGUGGAUCCUCUCUGGUGUCCCUGCUGCUCAAACAGGUUCAAAGUGUGGGACUCCCCAGCUGUGGAGUCCGAUGGAUCAGUUUUUGAGGGUAGUUGGAGGGACAGAGGCCACAUACGGCUCACAUCCAUGGCUGGUUUCCCUCAAAUACAGAGGCUCUCAUUUCUGUGGAGGGGCCGUCCUGACUGAGAGCUGGAUACUGACGGCUGCACACUGCUUUGCAUCGCUCUCUAAAGAGUACCUGAGCGGUGUGCGAGUGGUGGUGGGGGAGUUCGACCAGAGGGUACAGGAUGAAGAGGAGCAAAUCUUUCUCAUCAAGUCCGUCUCAGUCCAUGAGAAGUACCAUCAUGCUUUGCCCAUGAGCUAUGACAUCGCUCUGAUCAAGCUGGACCAACACAUCCGCCUGGGCAGGUUUCAUAUUGAUGAUCAGAGAGCUAUAGUUUCUGUAUCACUGAGGGAGGUAUUUAGUUAGUCACUGAUGAGUGAUGUCUUCAACAGGAGCUCGUGUAAAGCCGAUAUGUCUGCCUCUGCCUGACGACAGCAUCACGCCCACCUCUUGCAUCGUGGGUGGAUGGGGCAGGAUAAGGGAGAAGGGUCGUCUUCCUGCCGUGCUGAGAGAGGUCCAGUUGGACCUGUUGGGCCCGGCUAAAUGUAAACACGUCCUCCAGACUGUCAAAAGUUCAGGUCUCAUCCAAAGAGCAGCACGGCCUCUCACGGCCAUGACAGUCCUGUGUGCCGGGCCAGAGAGAGGAGGGAGAGAUGCCUGCCAGGGGGACUCAGGAGGUCCUCUGGUAUGUCUGACAAGUUCGGGCAGCGGUCACUGGGUGGUGCUGGGUGUAACUUCCUGGGGGAAGGGGUGCGGUCGGAGCUGGGAGAACAACAGAAGCCGCUCCCCCUCCAGGAGAGGAUCUCCAGGGCUGUUCACUGAUGUCAGGCUGCUGCUGCCCUGGGUGAAGCACAAACUGAGACUCGAGGCUGAUGAGCAGCAGCAGGGAACAUCCAAUCUCUGCAGCGUGAGAGAUGGGCCAGUAACAGACAGAGAGGGGGUCAUCAGAAACCCCGCCCUUCAUGGUAACCACUAUGACAACAACCAGCUGUGUGUUUGGAGUAUCAGUGUCGCCCCAGGUUACAGCGUUCUCCUGGAGUUUGUUCAGUUUGAUCUGGAGAUGGACUCUCACUGUCGCUACGAUCGGCUCUCUAUUUCAGUCGGGACUCAUCGGCCUGUUGGAGUUUUCUGUGGAAGUGUUCUACCCGGCCAAGUGCUCCUGAAUAACUCCCACAAUGCAACACUUCUCUUUUCCUCUGACAUUAGCCAAGCAGGCAGCGGCUUUGUCAUCAGGCAUCGUGCUGUCCAGGGACACUCUGACACAGGGUGUGGGAUGGUUGUUUUAGUCCAGGAUCAGAUUGCUCUCCACAGCACAAAUUACCCACAGUUCUACAGUAAUGACUGUGCACAGCGUUGGGUCGUCCAUGCACCGCAGGGUCACAUAGUGAAGCUUGACUUUGAUGACUUUCACCUGGAGGAGUCCGACAGGUGCUUGUAUGACUCCCUCACUGUGCUGGGAGACGUGGAGGGAUCAGAGGAGAUAGUGGUGCUAUGUGGUGGGAGCAUUCCUCCUCCUGUCCUGUCCUACAGCAGCGUCAUGGUGCUGCAGUUUGAGUCAGACAGCAGCGUCACACAUCGUGGCUUCAGAGCUACACUGACAUUCAUCAGCCACACAGACCUUCAUCACCCAGAGGUCACAGCAGCAGAGAGGGACAGAGACUGCCUCAGAGCUCACAAACAUGACGUGGUAGCUAACCAGCGACCUCCUUCAUCUCCUGUCGUGCAGCAGUCCAGCAGCAGAGCCCUUUCCCCCCAGGAGACGUCAGAUGAUCCCAGAUCUCACACAGACAUGGGACUGGAUGAUGAAGACUACAUCGGGGAGUCCUCAGGAAGUGGACUGUAACCCACUGAAGAAGGCCUCUUACUGAUGUCUGUGGGAUGAAUUAUAAAUAGAAGUUAUGAGUACAGAUUUAUUUAUUUAUUGUCUUGAUUAUCUGAAAGGAAAAAUGCAUCAAACAUUGCUUCAUAAAGUACACAAAGUGGAUGCAUUCAGGUUUCCAGACAUGCUUAAUUUGUAAACCCUGAAGUGCUGAAGGCAGAUCAAGGUUAAAAUACUUUGGUUUGUUCAUAUCCAUAAUGAAUAUUUAUUCAUGAUGGUCAUG
This is a messenger RNA of Notolabrus celidotus (New Zealand spotty), 2255 nucleotides long. RefSeq names its product ovochymase-2. Gene Ontology annotation, molecular function: serine-type endopeptidase activity. The record is from RefSeq and is a predicted model, not a curated record. Gene Ontology annotation, biological process: proteolysis. Bases 533 to 1996 code for a protein of 487 amino acids. NCBI's taxonomy places the organism in Eukaryota, Metazoa, Chordata, Actinopteri, Labriformes, Labridae. The transcript is spliced from 15 exons.